ACCUCAGAUUUGCAGCUUGAACGUGAACGCAGUGUGAGGAGAGCUCCCCGCUCUGGCCUCCUUCCAGGGAACCAACAUGUCCAGUGACCCCCCUCCUCCUUACCCAGGGGGCCCCAGUGCCCCACUUCUCGUGGAGAAAAAUGGACAACCUCCAGUUCCUGUAGCCAGCGCUCCAGUAACAACAGGACCUCCACAAGGGCAGCCGCUGCCUCCAGAAUACGGACCUCCGCCUUAUGAAGCCAUACUACAGCCUGGCUUUGUUCCUCCGCACGUCCCAGGAGAAGGUCCCAUGCCUAAGCCUGUGCAUAUGCCAAUGCCCAUGCCUCAUCCUGACGGUGGUUACUGUGCUCCGCCUGGGCACUUUCCUCAUCCGAUAGCAGAGCACUAUGGUCCGGGGCCCAGUCACUUUGCUCCAGGUCACACAGCCACAGUUCUCGCUCCUCGUGGUGCUGCCACCACCGUGACUGUUCUACAGGGGGAGAUAUUCCAGGCGGCUCCAAUGCAGACGGUUUGUCCACACUGCCAACAACCCAUUGUCACUCGCAUCAGCCACGACAUCGGCCUCAUGAAUACUCUUAUCUGUAUGUUCUGCUUCUUUGUCGGUUGUGAUGUAGGUUGCUGCUUGAUUCCCUGUUUCAUCGACGAUCUCAAGGAUGUGACGCACACUUGCCCAAACUGCAAGGGCUAUAUUUACACAUACAAGCGUAUAUGCUAACAGUUUAUCCCAUCAACGACCAUGCUGUGACCUCAUUCUGGUGGGUGUUGACGACUCGCUUUCAUUUCUGUCUGCACUCUGUGUUCGUUUUGACCCAGCUGACAGUUCAGUCACUUUAUGUAACUAUUGAUUCUCACACUUUAUUUACAGACGCUUGAUAUAGUUACUGACGCCUCUGAAAUUAAGCAGAGGUGAUUCGCGUUAGUUGAAGGAUGGGUACAUUUUAUAUGCACAGUGGUCAGGGUUACAUUGUGUCAUCCAAGCGCUGUUUUAUUUCUAUUUUAGCAGUAGAGCAAAGUGUAUAUGAGAAUAUGUGAAAGCAUUAACCUUGAAAAGCUCAUCUGUGAAUAUUACCAGGUAGCGAAACUAAAUGAAGUACACUUCAGGGUCAGUAUUGUUGGAUUGUAGGAUUUUAUGCAUUAUUGUUUUAUUUUAACAUAUUAAAAUGAAAGUCUUUAAUGGCUGAGUCUGGGACUUUCGAAGUCCUGGAGUACAAGUUGCUUUUACAUGUGAAAAUGUCUCUGUAUUUGGAAUUUUAUGCAAAUGUUAGGGGAAUUUUUUUUCUUUCACUUUUGUUUUCAAUUUCUUACAUUCAUCAUUUGUUUAUGGUCAAUUUAAUAUAUGCUUAUCAAUGUAACAGGCAUUGUUGUGUAGAUGUGUCAUUUUAGAUGAAGGAUUAUUGAUAAGGGAUCUGUAUGUUCAUCUAAAUUUCCUUUUAGUACUUAGCGAUGCUAGAUAGCUUUCAUUCAAGCUCAUGGUGUUUUAAAGGAAUAGUUCAUCCAGAAAUUAACAUUUGCUUAAAAUGUACUCACUCUCAAGCCAUCCAAGAUGUAGAUAAGUUUGUUUCUUCAUCAGAUUUAACAGAUUUGUAGAAAUUUAGUAUCAAAAUCACUUGCUCACCAGUGAAUCCUCUGCAAUGAAUGGGUGCCGUCAGAAUGAGAGUCCAAACAGCUGAUAAAAACAUCACAAUAAUCCACAAGUAAUUCAUCAUUAAGAUAUUUUUACCGUAUUGCUUUCUCCAGCUCUUCCUUAAUAGGCCAUGCAGUUCAUGCUAGGGACAUAUUUGUGGAUUUCAACCAAUAUACACUUAAUUUUCUGAACUGUGAAUCAAAACUAUAGCCACGGUGCUUUUCAAACCGCUAUACUAGCUGUUUUGUGUUGUCAGUAAGCUGUUUGAGACUUGUACAAACUAUCAUCUGUUAUUCAGGUCAGUUUAUGAAUCAUUAAUAAGGUAGAUCUGUGUUUGCUGAUAUUAAGAUUGGCGUAAAAACAUCUAUAAUCACAGAUAAGCGUCCUUUAACAGUUUUUCUGGCCGUAAGUGGUUGUUGCAUUAUUUUUUCAUUUCUACUUGACGUAGUGAAGUCGUCGUCAUCUUCUUUAAAAAGGGAAGACAUUUUUGGUUACGGCUGUUCAAAGCUGCUUUGCUGUUGGAGUUCACCAGCAUGAUGAAGGACGCUGCAUGACAUCACUGUAAUCUUGCAUCUAGCGCUCUAUUGGGCCAUAUGUGCCCUCGGUGUGUCACGCUGUGCUGGUUGCUGCACUGGGCUUCAGAACUCAAAGCAGAUUAACCCUUCGCUUAUUAAUACUGUGUGCAACAAGCCACCAGGAUUUAAAGGAUGAUUGUCCUGAUUUUCCUUUUUUUCAGAUUCUGAUUUCUGUGGAAUCAUCCAAAGAGAUUGUUUCCUUUGUUUGGUUAGGGUUAUUUCUAAAUAGCUGUCUGUUCUGGCUGCGAAAUUGUACAUUUGCAGUUAAUGUUGUUCUGUCCAAAAAUGUGAUUUACUGCUGAAAUGGUAUGAAAUUCAAAAACUACAACAUCAGCAGUGCUUAGACACUAUAUAUCCCAGUGCUGAGACUUCUUUCAGUUUGUUUAAAACUACACUAAGUAAACUUUAAAUAGAGUGUGCUACAGAGUGUUUUCACGACACGUCAUCGAUCAGCCAUAUUGAAGACACGGAAUGUAAACAAUGCCACUUAACCGAACAAAACUUGCUUAUUUUGCUGAUUAUUGCUGCUGAAAAUGGUCAAUUAUUGUCAUGUUUUGAGCUAUACUAAUCAGUCAGCCCAGGAAAAAUGUUUGGAGUACUGUAGACUGCCAAAAGUUAUAACAAAUUAAGGCAAGUAUAUAAAACUGCAGACCGGAGAUCUCCAAAAUGGGGCGGGAACUCCCAAAUGUGGGCAGAACCUUCAAAAUGGGGCGGAGUCUCAUCACACAAAGACCUUCCCCAUCGGCUCUGGCUUCAGCGUAUUGUUAUUGACUUACAUUUCAAAACUAAACUUUAUAAAAUAAACAGUUUGUAGUUGAUCUCAAAUAAAAACCCUAUUGCCAGGUGUUCACCCUAAUUUCCAGGGCAACAAUCUUGACAACAUUCAUGUUUGUUUUUAGAAUUUCCAGUCAGGUAGGUGAAAUAUUAGGCUAGUAUCUUAAUUAAUACUCCUCGAAUGUAUCUUUACCACCUAUUGACUUUAGUUUGUCAAAAUAUUGCGCCCUUUCCUGCUUACUAAGUCCUACUCUAUACAAUUUAGCAACUUCCACACGUUUUCCCUUGGUUUAGACAGCAUAAAUUAGCAGAAAAACAUAUUCAGUAGUACAUUAACCGUACAGUCCAUGCUGUUGUUUACAUCUGAGUAUCGCCAAUAUGGCUGCGCAUCUGGACCAAACCAAUGUAAGUGCAAACCCUUUAUAACUAGAAGAACGGUAAAUGGUAAAACUGUUCGCACUACAAAUCAAUGUAUUUAUAAUUAAGACAAUACAUUAAAUACAUUUUUCACUUUCACUAAAAUAAUAUGGCAAAACACACCAAUUUGUGUUAUCAAGCAGCAAGACAACUUUUUUUGUACAACUAAAAAUAGCUGGACGCCAAUGAGACCAUAGCACACAUGGUCUGCUCUCACGGGGAAAAUAAUGUGAAUCGAUUUUCAAAUAAUAAACCUAUAUGUGUCUUGAGGAAAAACAUUGUUAUGGUUGUGCUUCGGCUCCGCUCUUCUACGUGGACGAACGUAGUUUGACGCACCGCUGUAUCCGUGCGCAGGGUUUCUUUGUUUUUGCGGUCGCUAUUUCCUGUUUUAAAUGAGCCUUAGUCAUUUUUCUCGUUCGUUGUGACGAUAAACGUUCAGCUUCACGCUUCUGCCGCAACAUAAACACGACGAUAUUUCUCUGUGUACGGAGAUACAUUAAUAAAUCGUGACACGCACGGACGAAUGUGGUAGCUUAUGUAACUAGGCCUAUGCAAUUCCCGGAAAAUUCCGUCCCGACAGCUCCUAUAUUAAGUAAUUAUUAUAGGGUAAUCAAAUUAAGGACAUGUUUUACACUAAAUCUGAUUUUUUGUUCAUUAAAAAGUUAUAUAGUGUAGUUUUAAAUGAAGAUUCAGAAGAUUAUGUUUAUCUAGUAGACAAUCUGCCAGCAUUAUAGCUAUAUCUGACUUUCCAUCUUUCCAUUGAACUAUUUAACUUAAGGGGAAAAAAUGUAGCAGUCUAUUUGUAAAUGCAUAUAAACCUCAGAUCUGUCUAACAAACACUAAAUUUUCAUAGGAUUUGCUCUAUGCUUAUGCAGGUAUCACAAAAAUAAUCCAAUUCCAAUGUACUAUUGUCUGACUGAAAUAGAAAAAUUACCUCAUCCCAUCUGGCUUUAUUUCAUCCCAUUAACCAUGAUCUGUAAUAUCAUCAAAGAUAACCUCUCCAUCAUCUGCAAAAACUACAUGAUGUCUGUUUGAUUAUUUAAAGAUAAUCUCCAGUAAAUAUGUAUGCAUGUUCAUGCGGUUUACUUGCACAAUCCAGUCUGGCUCCCUUUAAUUUACUAUGCUCUUGACUAUGUAGGUCUACUUGCUUUGUGAAGUGACUUGAUGCUGUUGCAGACAAUAGAUGUCAAGCUUGUGUUACAGGAAUGCAGCUGUAGAUAGAUGCCUUGAGAAUAGUAUAUGGCACUACACCAGAUGCCAGGCUCAACUCAAGUCUCAAAUGUGUAUGUAAAACUAAACUCAUGGACUGAUUCUUUGAACAAAUAAAAAGACAAACCGUAUUAUA
Messenger RNA from Labeo rohita (rohu), 4735 nucleotides. It is a transcript of the gene cdip1, whose product is annotated as cell death-inducing p53 target 1. The record is from RefSeq and is a predicted model, not a curated record. Bases 77 to 715 code for a protein of 212 amino acids. Gene Ontology annotation, biological process: intrinsic apoptotic signaling pathway in response to DNA damage by p53 class mediator; tumor necrosis factor-mediated signaling pathway. Gene Ontology annotation, molecular function: zinc ion binding. The transcript is spliced from 4 exons. Lineage: Eukaryota; Metazoa; Chordata; Actinopteri; Cypriniformes; Cyprinidae.